AUGCCAGACACCGACCUCGUCCUGCACUUCCGCGUCGCAACCGCAGACGAUCUACCUCUCAUCCACCCACUCGUGGAAUCCGCCUAUCGUGGGGAUGAGAGCCGGCUCGGCUGGACGACAGAAGCAGACCUCAUCUCCGGCACCCGCAUCGACAAGGCAGGCCUCCUCGCCAAGAUCACCGACCCUGCCGGCGCCGUCCUGCUCGCCACCACAACGACGACGACCACCACCACCACCACCAACGAAACCAACGCCCCAACCAACGAGGAACUCAUCGCCUGCUGCGAGGUGUCCCAGCGCGACGACGACGCCGCCCAGACGGCCCACUUCGGCAUGUUCGCCGUGUCGCCGCGGCGGCAAGGGGGCGGGGUCGGGCGGCGGGUGCUGGCGCACGCCGAGGCCUACUGCGCGCGGGCGUGGGGCGCGGCCCGCCUCGAGAUGACCGUCAUCGCGUCGCGCGCCGAGCUGCUCGCCUGGUACGCCCGCCGCGGCUACCGGCCCACCGGCGCCCACCGGCCCUUCCCCGCCGACGAGCUCGCGCGUCUGGGCGGGGUCGCGCUGGUGGGCGACUUGCGGUUUCUGGUGCUGGAGAAGGAGUUGGGGGUUGUGGGGUGA
Molecule: messenger RNA, 615 nt
Organism: Chaetomium fimeti
Lineage: Eukaryota; Fungi; Ascomycota; Sordariomycetes; Sordariales; Chaetomiaceae
Product: acyl-CoA N-acyltransferase
Exons: 1
Coding region: 1-615 (204 amino acids)
Molecular function (GO): acyltransferase activity, transferring groups other than amino-acyl groups
Source: RefSeq, a predicted model, not a curated record